AUGACCAGCCUUUGUUUUGCUCCCAGACUAAUUCCCAUAUUAGGAUACUCCUACGACAUCUUAUGUGUUCGAAGAGAAUUCGUUAGUACAUUUGUUUCUCAUUUUCUCCCUUCCCACUUUGAACCUUCUGAGAACUGGUCAGCUUUAGCUGCUUCUAUUCGAUUAUUCAAUAUCUGUUAUCAACCCAAGCCAUAUGCCUCAAAAUACCUUACGAACAGUUCUGCAGAAGCGUACGACUGUUUGCGUUAUUUCACGAAGCAAAAUGGUACCUUCGUGCAUCUGGUGCCUUUUUCUUUACUGCAUAUUUCCCGUACGUUGAAUUUACCCCUGACAUGCAUAACGGUCUUUUCAGAUUGUACCUCAAAACGUGAAAAUAAUUUUGUGCGUUUCCCUUUAACUGAUAAUCCGUACACCCAAUCUUUUCGAAAAAACUUUGGCAUGAUAUAG
Kluyveromyces lactis is the source of this 447-nucleotide messenger RNA. RefSeq lists its product as uncharacterized. Lineage: Eukaryota; Fungi; Ascomycota; Saccharomycetes; Saccharomycetales; Saccharomycetaceae. The coding region runs from base 1 to 447 and encodes 148 amino acids. The transcript has a single exon. The record is from RefSeq and is a predicted model, not a curated record.